AUGGGAAAACCCAAGUCCUCGGAAUCGGAUUACCAGUACCACGUGAUCACAAGUUUUGUCAGCCGUGCUAAGAGAACGCUGCAGAUCACCAAGGACGAGGAGAAGCUCGGCAAUCUGAAGGAAGCUUUGGAGGUCUUCAACGACUGGCUGGCCGAUUACAAGGAGAACAAUCGCGGCAAGGGGAAUCUUGCCUACCUGCCAAUCGAAACCUUAAAAGGUUUCAGGACACUUGCCAAGAAGUACGAGGUUCUGGAUGAUGAAUUCUACAAUGCGUAUCGAAAGGUAAAAGGGGACUACAAAAGUUUACGGGCAGUAAAAAUCCCGACCGGGGACACCACAUGGGACAUUGAAAGGAAUCGAAGGUUAAAGGAUAUCAUUGAUAAUGUCAAAAAGGAUCACGUACAAUGGUUCGAAACAGAUGUUGGCGAUUUCCGAGGGUUGCCCACUAAGGAACAUGUUCAAUGUAUUAUGCUGGGCUACAGUCCAGACGCUUCGAAAGUAAAGAAACUAAUAUCCCAAGUGGAAGAGAAAUUCGGGUCCGAGAAUGGAGAGGACAUGGAAGUUGACGUGGAGGUCAAGGGCGUGAAAAGGAGUCACGAUAGUUCAUCCAGCAGCGACGAGGAGGAUGAAGAACCGGAAAGAAAGAUAGUGAAGCGAACAUCCGAUGAGAACAAGGACGAAAAAGAAGGGAAUGGGCUCAGUUUUAAGAGCAAGGAAAACGCUUUGCGGAGCAUCGAGUCGUUAAAAGACAGGGACGUAACUUAUCAAUACCACGCGAUCGCUGGCUUGGUGAAAAGAGCCGAAAGGGUGAUAUCACUUACGAAGGAUGAGCAAAAGAUUAAGAACAUGAAAGAGGCUGUCGAGGUGUUCGAGAAUUGGAUCACGGAUUACAACGUGAACGGUCGGGCGAAAGAUAAUUUCAACUAUUUGCCUAUUGAGCUGGUGCGAGCUUUCAAACCAUUGGUGGAUAGAUAUAAAGUCGAGGAUAACGGAUUCCUCAAAGCUUACGAAGACGUGGAUGGAGAUUAUAAGAAGCUCAGAACUGUUCAAGUCCCAGAUUCUUCAACUACUACUUGGGACAUAGAAAGAAAUAAGAAUCUCCGAAGUCUAGUGGAUGGGAUCAAGGAGAAGAAAUCUCCGUGGUUCCAUACGGACGGCGAACAAGAGGGUUUACCUACCGAGGAACACACUCGAUGUAUAAUCUGGGCUUUCAGUCCCGACUCAGGGAAACUCAAGAAACUUGCGCCUACAGUGGCUGAAAAGUUAAACUCCUAAAGAACGUUAUUGUACAAAGUACUAAUUUACAUUAAGUUAUACAAUCGUGACGAGCGCGCGAUGCUGUCAUACGUGUGUACAAAGAAUAUUUCGUUAUGUUUCUGUGUCUGCAAACAUUGGUAACGCUAAUGUGUCAUCAAUAAACAUAAGUUAUUUUUCCAUA
Dufourea novaeangliae is the source of this 1438-nucleotide messenger RNA. RefSeq lists its product as uncharacterized. NCBI's taxonomy places the organism in Eukaryota, Metazoa, Arthropoda, Insecta, Hymenoptera, Halictidae. The coding region runs from base 1 to 1275 and encodes 424 amino acids. The transcript is spliced from 3 exons. The record is from RefSeq and is a predicted model, not a curated record.